Messenger RNA from Adineta steineri, 570 nucleotides. NCBI's taxonomy places the organism in Eukaryota, Metazoa, Rotifera, Eurotatoria, Adinetida, Adinetidae. The record is from the annotation of a GenBank genome assembly.
AUGCCGACAAAAUCAUCAUCGAUUACUGCUACCGUUAUAGAAGAUCAUACAGAUGUUAAACAUGCUUAUCAGCAAUAUUUAGCAGCUCGUGGUAAUAUUGCUGAACGAGAACGUUGGGCAAAUCAUUUUCGAUGGGAACUUACUCGACAUAGUCUUGCUGAAGAACUUUAUCUUUAUCCAGCUUUUGAACAAUAUUUAGGUCCAGAAGGAAAAAAAAUGGCUGAUGAAGAUCGAGCAGAUCAUCAAAAAGUUAAAAAUUUAUUACAUGUUCUUGAAGCUUCAUCAGUAGCCGAUUCACAUUAUCCUUGUACAUUUGAAGAAUUAAUGGCAAAUUUAUUAGAACAUAUUCAAAGUGAAGAAGAAAAUGAUUUACCAAAAUUUGAACGAGCUAUAACACCUGAAAUAAGCGCUUCAAUAGCUCGACAAUUUGAAUUAACUAAAAUGCUUGUUCCAACUCAAUCUCAUUCAGAUACGCAACAUAAAGUACCAUUUAAAACAGUUGGCGAAUUUAUGGGUGCUUCAUUUGAAAAAAUUCAACAUUUACUUGAUGAAUAUUCAAAAACAAAUUGA